GGCCGCAGCUGGCGGCGGUGCCGGGAUAGCCGGGAUAACCGGGACACCCCGCGGGCCCCCAGCCGGUGCCGAUGCCGAGGAGCAGCUGACGGCGGCGGGGACGCGGAAAUGGAGCCGCGGCCGGGCCGGGCCGUGCGGGCGCUGUGCGGCCUUUUCCUCCUUCUCCUCCUCCUCGUCCUGCAGCAUCCCGGCCGCGCCGAGCGGGCCCCCGGCUCCCACCUGGACGACUCGGCCAUCGCAGAGUUCUGCCGCAUCGACAAGGCCCUGUGCCACGAUGAGGACGAGCAGCUGAGCUUCGAGGCCGUGCGCAACAUCCACAAGCAGAUGGACGAUGAUGCCAAUGGCAACGUGGACGUGGAGGAGAGCGACGAGUUCUUGAGGGAAGACUUGAAUUACCAUGACCCAGCAGUCAAGCACAGCACUUUCCAUGGAGAGGACAAACUCAUCAGUGUGGAGGACCUCUGGAAGGCCUGGAAAACAUCAGAAGUGUACAACUGGACGGUGGACGAGGUGGUGCAGUGGCUCAUCUCCUACGUGGAGCUGCCCCAGUACGAGGAGACCUUCCGCAAGCUGCAGCUCAGCGGCCACGCCAUGCCCAGGCUGGCAGUGAACAAUGCCACCAUGAUGGGCACGGUGCUGAAGAUGACCGACCGCAGCCACCGGCAGAAGCUGCAGCUCAAGGCUCUGGACACGGUGCUCUUCGGGCCUCCUCUGUUGACUCGACACAACCACCUCAAGGACUUCAUGCUGGUGGUGUCCAUCGUCAUCGGCGUGGGCGGCUGCUGGUUCGCCUACAUCCAGAACCGCUACUCCAAGGAGCACAUGAAGAAGAUGAUGAAGGACCUGGAGGGUCUCCACAGGGCAGAGCAGUCUCUCCAUGACCUGCAGGAGAGGCUGCAGAAGGCGCAGGAGGAGCACCGCUCCGUGGAGGUGGAGAAGGUGCACCUGGAGAAGAAGCUGCAGGACGAGAUCAGCAUUGCCAAGCAGGAGGCGCACCGGCUGCGGGAGCUGCGCGAGGGCACCGAGAACGAGCUCAGCCGGCAGAAAUACGCUGAGCAGGAGCUGGAGCAGGUGCGGAUGGCGCUGAAGAACGCGGAGAAGGAGCUGGAGUCCCACUGCAGCUGGGCUGCCCCCGAGGCCCUGCAGAAGUGGCUGCAGCUGACCCACGAGGUGGAGGUGCAGUACUACAACAUCAAGAAGCAGAACGCAGAGAAGCAGCUGCUGGUGGCCAAGGAAGGGGCUGAAAAGAUCAAAAAGAAGCGAAACACCCUUUUUGGGACGUUCCAUGUUGCUCACAGUUCCUCUCUGGAUGAUGUGGAUCAUAAAAUCCUAACUGCAAAACAAGCGCUGAGCGAGGUGACGGCGGCGCUGCGGGAGCGGCUGCACCGCUGGCAGCAGAUCGAGCUGCUCUGCGGCUUCCAGAUCGUCAACAACCCCGGCAUCCCCUCGCUGGCCUCGGCCCUCAACAUCGACCCGGGCUGGAUGGGCACGCCCCGGCCCAACCCCUCCCACUUCAUCAUCACCGACGACGUGGAUGACCUGGACGAGGAGCUGGUGUCACCCAUGUCCAUGCAAUCUCCGGCCUUGCCCAGCACAGUCCGGCAGCGCCUGGUGGAGCCGCAGCACGGCCACGGAUCGCAGAGGUUGGUAGAGAGUCUCAUGCCGGGGCAGCCCGAGGCGGGCCCCGUGGCCCCGCUGCGCGCGGGCCGAGUGUCCCUGCGCCGAAUGCACAGCCUCACCUCCGGACAGUCCUUCGGCUCCGACCCGCCCGGCUCCAGCCCAUCGCCUGCCUCCACCUCCUCCACCUCCUGCUCCUCAUCCACCACCACCGCACCUGCUCCUGCUUGCCAUGUCCACCCUAUCUAUUACCAUCACACCACCUCUUAUUUCCUCCAGAUGGAUUCCAUCCCCGACCUGCCCCCUCCUGAUGUCACCUCUGGAGUUCGCUGUCGCACUGGGAGCUUUGGAGAUUUAACUCGCUGCGACUCCGACUCCUCCAUCCCGCACCUGAGCGACCACCAGCGUAUCCCCAGCUCGGCGCCCAAGCUGCUGGCUGCCCGGCCCACGCUGCUGACCAGGUCCAUGGAGGAGGCUGUCCCCGGGCCCCCGGGCCCCGGCGCGCCCACGCCCAACGGCGGCAGCCGGCACGGGGAGCCCUCCGCCCUGGCGGCUUUGCAGGAGCGGCUGCCCGAGAGCCCCAUGGUGAUGAAGAAGAUGAUGACGGUGAACCACGGCAUGGAGAAGUCCUCCAGCCUGGGGGAGAUCAGCCACCACCCGACGGCCGGCAAGCCCAGCCACUCGGAUUCGUCCCGGUCGCACAGCCCCAGCUCCACCGACCCCGACACCCCCUCCCCCAUCUCUGACUGCCGGCCCAGCGGCGCCAGGAACACCCGCAUCCCGCAGCUGGCCGCCAAGAAGAGCCCGGGGGACGAGGACAGCAGCCUGACGGGCGACGAGGUUGACCUCGGCCAGAGCAAGAAAAAGUUCCCCCUAAAGAUCUUCAAGAAGCCCAAGAAGUAGGGGGGGAGACCCCCGGACGCGUCCCGCCGGGCCCGGGGCCGGCCGUGCACCGGGAACGCAGCGCGGCCCCGGCACCCUCCGCUCCCCGAGUCACCCCGGCGCCGGCACGGGAGGAGCUAUUUAAACUUAUUUAUUUCCUCAUCUCCGAGACGAGAAGCGCGACGCCGCCGGCUCCCCGCGAGAAGAGCCGCCCCUGCCCUCCCUCCGACCGCUGCGGUCCCGGCUUUGCUGUGCAUGGCUUCCAGUUACUCCUGCUCUGCUCAGCCACGCGGCCUUUGGGUUUGGUUUCAAUGUGGUUUUAUUUUUUUUUUAAUUUUAUUUUUUAUUGUUGUUAUUAAUUUGUUUUCCUGCCUCCUCCGACUUUUGCACAGGCUGAGGGCGGGCCGGGGCCGCUCCGCGCUGCCCCUGCGGUGACUCCGCUCGCAGCGGUUCUCCCUCAUUGCUCCGAGUCACUUUCCCACCCCGGCCCCUCGGCUGCGCCCCUGGGAAGGGGAUCCCGUCCCGAGCAGCUCUCGCUGCGCAGGAGCAGGGGAGGACUCUGCCCUUGCCGCCGGUACUUGUGUGCUCCCGGUGCCCCCGGGGGCCGCGGGGAUGGGGCUGUCCCCGCACGGCUCUGCCCGGUGCCCGGGGAAGGUCGGGACAGGGGCAGGAGGGACCCACGCCUGGCCCGGGCUGUGCUUCCCCGGUGCCCUGCACUGCUCCGAACCUGCCGUGCCCGGGACCCAGCUGAGGACCCUGGUGACAGGGACAGGGAGGGAACCACCCUGGUGACAGGGACAGGGAGGAAAGGACCCUGGUGACAAGGAACAGUGAGGGAUGGACCCUGGUGACAGGGACAGGGAGGGAAGGACCCUGGUGACAGGGAACAGUGAGGGAUGGACCCUGGUGACAGGGACAGGGAGGGAAGGGCCCUGGUGAAUGGGACAGUGAGGAAAGGACCCUGGUGACAAGGACAGGGAGGGAAGGACCAUCCCAAGGGGUGUUGGUGCAGAGCCAGUCCAGCCGCCACAUCCACAUGAAGAGGAGAGGAGGGGGCUCCCGGGAGCAGGGCCUGUCCCCUGUCCUGUGUCCCCUGUCCCAGCUGGGCAGGGCCAGAGGGAGGGACCAGGACACAGCAGGGCUCUCAGGGCAGGGGACAGGCCGUGCCUGGGGGGCAGGACCAUGACAGAGCCCUCCCCUGGAGCAGGCCGGGCGCUGGGGCUCUGUGCCCCCCACACAGGCAGUGUCCCCCUUGCCCUGGGGCCACACACCAGGGUGUCCCUGGCUGUGCCAGCCUGACCCGGGGCUCAGUCCGUCCUCCUGUCCUCCCUCAGCACAUUGUGGGUCACAUCCUGCUGCUCACAGCCCCCGGCUCACCCCGGCGUGUCCCCAGCACAGCCCCGGCCACUGCGGGGCCCCCACUGAGGGCAGCAGCUGUGGCUGAGCCCACUCCCUGUGAGGGCCGAGCCUGUCCCGAGGGAUGGGGCCUGCCCCGUCCCCAGGGCUGAGUACUGAGGGAUGAGCUCUGCCCCAUUCCCAGGGCUGAGUACUGAGGGAUGAGCUCUGCCCCAUCCCUGAGCCCUGCCCCAUUCCCAGGGCUGAGUACUGAGGGAUGAGCUCUGCCCCAUUCCCAGGGCUGAGUACUGAGGGAUGAGCUCUGCCCCACCCUGGGCCCUGUCCCAUCCCUGACCCCCCUCUCCCAGCUCCUCCAGGAGCAUCCCCCAGCCCCAGGGCUGCCAGGGGAGCCCCCAAGCCCCUUCCCACCCCACUCGAGGUGGCUCCCUGGCACCACAGAACCCCCCAGCCCAGGGUCCCUGUCCUCAGCACCCCCUCCGUCCCCAGACCACCGUCCCACACGUCCUUGGGGUGGGCAGGGGCUGCUCCUGCCGAGGCAGAGGAAGAUGCACAAUGGGGGGAGGAGGAAGAAGAGGAGGCCGGGCCAAAUGCCGAGAGCCCCCGGGGCCUUGCUUUAUGCCAGAGUAAUAUAUUUGUGUCUUGACAAUUCAGGAAGGGCUACAAAGGUGUUUUUUGUUCCGUAGGCGGGAGUUAAACGAUUUCACUGUUGCUUUGGGAUAAGUGAAAAAUUCCUCUCAAUGACUCUAAGUGCCUGCAUAUCCUUGGGGACAGGGGGGGUGGGCUCAGCCCCACAACAGGGCUGCUGCCUGGGCACCCCGAUUCCAUGGACACCCUGAUCUGUGGGCACCCCGAUCUGUGGGCACCUCGAUUUGUGGGCACCUGAAUUUAUGGGUACCCUGAUCUAUGGGCACCCCAAUUUAUGGGCACCCUGAUUUAUGGGUACUCCAAUCCGUGGGCACCCUGAUCUGUGGACACCCCAGUUUAUGGGCACCCUGAUUCCUGGGUACCCCAAUUUGUGGGCACCCUGCUGUCACAGGCAGGGCCCCCCGGGAGCAGGGCCAGCGGGGUCGGGGCCAGAGCUGCUUGUGGUGGCAGAGACCUGUGGAUGCUUCUGGAGAAGGGGUUGGGGAUCCACCAAACGGCAACCGUUGACACAUCUGCCAACUCUUGAUUUAAGGUGGUUUUUGUUUUUUGUUUUUUUGUCAUUUCAUAAAACUUUUCAAUCCAAUAAAGCAUGUAGUCUAUUUUACGA
Messenger RNA from Agelaius phoeniceus (red-winged blackbird), 5107 nucleotides. RefSeq names its product stromal interaction molecule 1 (gene STIM1). NCBI's taxonomy places the organism in Eukaryota, Metazoa, Chordata, Aves, Passeriformes, Icteridae. Gene Ontology annotation, molecular function: calcium channel regulator activity; calcium ion binding; protein binding. The record is from RefSeq and is a predicted model, not a curated record. Gene Ontology annotation, cellular component: plasma membrane; endoplasmic reticulum. Gene Ontology annotation, biological process: activation of store-operated calcium channel activity; store-operated calcium entry; intracellular calcium ion homeostasis.